AUGGUGCCAAUACCGGAUUUUCCCCCAACGGAUGUCAAACAGCCGAAUUCGAACUCACCUGUACGUCUCGUGCAGCACACUGAUUACCUGGAGCAGCUGGAGCAGCUGGAGCAAUCGAAUAUUCUCCGUGUUCCAAUGGUGGAGAGUAUGACGAACAAGCUGGUCAAGGGAAGAGAAAGAGAAGAAGAGGCGGGGGUUGUGGGUGAUUUGCGAUCGCGGAGUGAGCAGGGAGAGAACCAGGCGCGCGCGUGGACUGGCGAUAGCGUCUGGGGGGAAGUAGAUGCGCACGAGGCAAAGUGGGACUGGAAAUUGGAACGAGCCCGUGCCCACAAAAGGAAGAGCCACUGGACUGGCGCGGACAGUAAAAGGGGGCGCUUGCAGAGAACGUGGGAGAGUCGCACCGCACCCGGUAGCCGCAAGGGUGGAAGGAAUGUGUCUGAAAAGGUUAAUUUUCCGGAACCGUGGGGAAGAGUUAGAAGGAAAGAAGGCGGAACAAUCGGAAGGGACUUUCGAAGCGACAGAAAGAGAGACAAAAAGAGCGAGGAAAAUGAAGGGAAAGGGGGGUCUCUGUGUGUGAAGGAGCAAGAAGGGAGAAGAGAGCGGACGGUGGGACUGGUGGAAAAGGAGGGUGGUUCUGGCCCGAGGGAAAGAACGGGGGAUACGAUAAUCUCGGUCAAGUGA
Messenger RNA from Penicillium oxalicum, 681 nucleotides. RefSeq lists its product as uncharacterized. The coding region runs from base 1 to 681 and encodes 226 amino acids. NCBI's taxonomy places the organism in Eukaryota, Fungi, Ascomycota, Eurotiomycetes, Eurotiales, Aspergillaceae. The transcript has a single exon. The record is from RefSeq and is a predicted model, not a curated record.